Molecule: messenger RNA, 1619 nt
Organism: Neogale vison (American mink)
Lineage: Eukaryota; Metazoa; Chordata; Mammalia; Carnivora; Mustelidae
Gene: CAMK1G
Product: calcium/calmodulin dependent protein kinase IG
Exons: 12
Coding region: 125-1585 (486 amino acids)
Biological process (GO): peptidyl-serine phosphorylation
Cellular component (GO): intracellular anatomical structure
Molecular function (GO): ATP binding; calmodulin binding; calcium/calmodulin-dependent protein kinase activity
Source: RefSeq, a predicted model, not a curated record
GCCUGAGGUCGGAGCCAGGAGAAGCAGUGGUUGGCCCGGACUCAGGGCGUUUCUCAGAGCGUCCAAGUCACGUGUUCCAGGAGGACUCGGUCAGGUGCUGGGGUUGCAGGAAAACCUCCUAAAGAUGAAGCAAGCUUCCCCCAAAGCUUCAACUCUGGAGGCGAUGGGUCGAAAGGAAGACGAUGACGGCAGCUCCUGGAAGAAACAGACCACGAACAUCCGGAAAACCUUCAUCUUCAUGGAAGUGCUGGGAUCAGGAGCUUUUUCAGAAGUUUUCCUGGUGAAGCAAAGGCUGACAGGGAAGCUCUUUGCCCUGAAGUGCAUCAAGAAGUCACCUGCCUUCCGGGACAGCAGUCUGGAGAACGAGAUUGCCGUGUUGAAAAAGAUCAAGCAUGAAAACAUCGUGACCCUAGAGGACAUCUAUGAGAGCUCCACUCACUACUACCUGGUCAUGCAGCUUGUUUCUGGCGGGGAACUCUUUGACCGGAUCCUGGAGCGGGGUGUCUACACAGAGAAGGAUGCCAGCCUGGUGAUCCAGCAGGUCUUGUCAGCAGUGAAAUACCUCCACGAGAAUGGCAUCGUCCACAGAGACUUAAAGCCUGAAAACUUGCUGUACCUAACCCCUGAAGAGAACUCGAAGAUCAUGAUCACAGACUUUGGUCUGUCCAAGAUGGAACAGAGUGGAGUCAUGUCCACUGCCUGUGGGACCCCAGGCUAUGUGGCUCCGGAAGUGUUGGCCCAGAAACCCUACAGCAAGGCUGUGGAUUGCUGGUCCAUUGGCGUCAUCACUUACAUAUUGUUGUGUGGGUAUCCCCCCUUCUAUGAAGAAACGGAGUCGAAGCUCUUCGAGAAGAUCAAGGAGGGCUACUAUGAAUUUGAGUCUCCAUUCUGGGAUGACAUUUCUGAGUCAGCUAAGGAUUUUAUUUGCCACCUGCUGGAGAAGGACCCGAAUGAACGGUACACCUGCGAGAAGGCCUUGAGGCACCCGUGGAUUGAUGGGAACACAGCCCUCCACCGGGACAUUUACCCUUCAGUCAGUCUCCAGAUCCAGAAGAACUUUGCCAAGAGCAAGUGGAGGCAAGCCUUCAACGCGGCCGCUGUGGUCCACCACAUGAGGAAGCUGCACAUGAACCUGCACAGCCCAGGCCUCCGCCCAGAGGUGGAGAACAGACCACCCAGCACCCCAGUCUCAGAAGCCUCCAGAUCCAGCUCCUCUGAGAUCACCGUCCCCGAGGCCCCGGCCCUGGAGCAGAGCGAGGCCCUGACGCGGCUGCCCUGCCAGCUCGGUGCCCGGCCAGCAGCUCCCGGGGGCCGGUCCCUCAACUGCCUGGUCAACGGCUCGCUCCGCAUCAGCAGCAGCCUGGUGCCCAUGCAGCAGGGGCCCCUGGCCGCUGGGCCCUGCGGCUGCUGCUCCAGCUGCCUGAGCAUCGGGGGCAAAGGGAAGUCCUCCUACAGCUCCGAGCCCGCGCUGCUCAAAAAGGCCAACAAGAAACAGAACUACAAAUCAGAGGUCAUGGUGCCAGUUAAAGCGGGUGGCGGUUCCCACUGCCGGGCGGGGCAGACUGGAGUCUGUCUCAUUAUGUGAUCCCUGGAGCCCGCGUCUGGGUCGAUUUUCAGGU